AUGUCUUCCCGAUCUCCUUCUCGUAGGAAGCCCCCCGGCAACGAAGGAGGAAAACGCAAACAUAGAGAAUCCAGUAGCGCUUCAUCUGGCAAUAACAAUAGCAAUAUCCGAGGUAAGAAGCAAGAACGUGCCAAGCCUCCCAAAGAAGAAGAUCGUGCAAGAACUGGAGCACGCCCCUCUUCAACAGAACGUUCAGACUCUCAAGGUUCAAGGAUAAGCUCAGAGAAAUCCCAGUGGUCUUCAGAUGGCGAGCUUCCGGAAGGUGUUUCGAGCGCGACAGAUCUGGCCAUCCAUCGGAAUCGAGGAGAUCACCAGCCAUCGUACGAUAGUCCACCGCCUCCACGCUCCCCGCCUAAACUUCAAAAAGAAAAGUCACUAGACUCUUUUCCUUCUUUGAGUGAGACGCAGAGCGAGAGAAUUCAGUCAAAUAUUACGCAUAUACGUAUGAAGAAAGGAUGGCUGGACCCCAAUAUCUCAGCGAACGGAGAAGCAAUUGCUGAAUACGAUCGCCAGAUCGGAGAACUUGGACGGCAAUUGACGCAAUUACGGAGAGGUUGGUGUAUGUGA
Messenger RNA from Botrytis porri, 567 nucleotides. RefSeq lists its product as uncharacterized. Bases 1 to 567 code for a protein of 188 amino acids. The record is from RefSeq and is a predicted model, not a curated record. The transcript has a single exon. Lineage: Eukaryota; Fungi; Ascomycota; Leotiomycetes; Helotiales; Sclerotiniaceae.